Magallana angulata is the source of this 5096-nucleotide messenger RNA. RefSeq lists its product as uncharacterized. Lineage: Eukaryota; Metazoa; Mollusca; Bivalvia; Ostreida; Ostreidae. The transcript is spliced from 16 exons. The record is from RefSeq and is a predicted model, not a curated record. Bases 390 to 4247 code for a protein of 1285 amino acids.
UGUCAUUUACUAUCGCGAACUGGCGUACCGUGGCUCUUCCAGUUAGUACAGGUACCCUUCCGAGAGCCUCCCUCAGGACACCGCGACGAAACGGAACGACUCAAGUGUAGAAAAUACAAUAAUCCCAGACAAGUUCCCGGGAUUGACCCAACUUAAAACAAUCAGGAGGAUUAAUUUACUUACGUGCAUAUUGCACACCUCAGGUUUAAACUAGGAUUGCAUAAAAUUUCGUUCUGCGCUCAUUUGUGACAGAGUAGACUUUCCAGUGAUGGUGUAGGGUCAGAACUCGAGAGAAAAAUGAGUUACAGGAAAGAGGAAUCUUUGAUUCUGGAAAAUUUCUCGGAGAAACACAAACAAGGCGACAUACAGGUUGUGUUUUGGGAAUAGCCAUGGAUGAUGUUGCUGCGCAAAUAUUUCUGCUGGAAAGGGAAUUGCGCGAGCACUUCCGGAAGCUUGGGUUUUACCGAGAGGUCCCCACCCCCGAGCUGCUGAGGGAGGCCCAGCAGGUGUACCACACACUCGACUGGCCCCACCAGUAUGACGAUGACGGGGACCCCCUCCCCAGUCCACCAUCCUCCUCCAGGGACGAGAUCCUGAAUCCCUCCGAGGCCCAAGAACUAGACGAACAUGCAUUACAGGCUCCGACUACUUACCUGGGUCAACAUAUCAGAUACCUUGUGGAAUAUCUCAUUCGACCAGCUAUUAGUGAUGUCCAUAAAGCACGGGUCCUCACAAGGUGGUUGGGACGAUGCAUGAAUGAUGAUUACCUUAAGUAUCUUCCGAGAACAGAAUGGAGUCAUCCAGAGUCCGUUGCAGGAUAUAUUUGGAAACUAAGGAAACGACACAUGGACUAUGACGAGUUCUUCCAAAUCAUCUGCAAAUAUGCUGGUCUUAAGGCUCACAACAUUGACGGGUGUGUUAGAAACACGAUCAAAUACGAAAUAGGCAGUGACUUUAUGGAGCAGAAAAAGAGCUGGACAGCAGUUUUACUGGACGGAAACUGGCGACUGUUGGACGUACGCUGGAUUUGCGAGGCCGCUUAUGGAGUCGCCAAAACCAACUGGAGACUCAUUGAAGACGAAAAAGGGAAAGUGGAUACCACAAAGGCCAUUAAAGAAAACCGGAAUACAAUCAAGACGCAGUGUCGGUUCAGAGAGUUCUACUUUCUGACGGAUCCAGAAAUCUUUAUUUAUGAUCAUUUCCCUGAUGACGACAAGUGGCAGUUGUUGGCGCGUAAGGUUUCCUACAAGGAAGCAAAGGAAAUGGCAGCUUUAAGGGCAGACUUUUUCAGGAACAAAAUGGUUCUUCGAACGCACCCCAAGAGUGUUAUUGAAAGUGACGACGGGAUUGUGAAGUUUGUUAUCGGACUGCAAGAGGAUUCACGAAUGUCAUUUGUUUACAAACUGUAUAGGUCUAAGAGUAGCAAGGACCCCAUUGAUCCGUCCAGAAAAGAACUCGAUAGGUACGUCUUCAUGGAGAGAGACAGCGACGAGAGUGUGAUCCGUGUGGAAAUCCGAUGCCCGGCAGAAGGAGAGUACCUUUUCGAGUUACACGGGAGUCAGAAUGCCGAAUCUUACCAUGCUUUGCUUCUAACGUACUUUAUCAGAUGUACUGGGAUAAAAGGAGUCAUAACCCCACUUCCUCCAAACAUCAGACAGGAAUGGGGGCCGGGAGAAGACACGAGGGACAUGGGCAUGGUUCCCGUUACUCAUAAAAAGGGACAAGUGGAAGCAGACGACGGAGAUGCGGAGAUUACCUUUACACUAGAGAAGGACCUUGAGUUCAAACACGACCUUGUCAAGGGUGUCGAGGAUGAGUCCGUCACGGAUGGUCACGUGGUACACACCAUAGAAAACGGAAAGAUGAACAUCAGCCUGAGACUUCCAUCACCUGGAGAGUAUGCCCUGAACGUGAUGGCGAAAGAAAAGUUUAAGAAGACGAGGUUCGCCCCGGCAUGUAGCUAUCUGAUAAGUUGCGACGACGAGCCGCUACAGACUAAGCCAUUGCCAAACAUUGGCGGGGGCCAUAUUGGAUCUAACGAAAAAUUCCAUGAACUGGGAUUCAAAGAAGACAACGCCUGGACCUCUUAUAUAAAUAAUCUCGUCACGGGAGAAUUCGCUAUGCAGAUUCAUAAGCCCCACGAUAUCUUUGUUGCAGCAACAUUAGAGCUUGAAGAAGGGAAUAAAUCCGAAACCUUUGACAAUUAUGUAAUCUGUGAUACCCAAGACAGCAAAGUCAAAGUUACAGCUCUAUUCCCCAAAAGUGGCACUUACAAGCUGACGCUGUUUGCAAGGGUUGAUACUGUACAAGACGAAAACAAGCACAUUCCUAUUUACACUAAAAUAAUCGAAGUCGUUUUGCCUACUUUGGCGGGAAUGCCCUCUCCGAUUCAAUCCAGCAUCCCAGACUGGUGUCAUGGCUACCAUCUCAAGGAACCAAGAAGCCUGUACUUAGCAUCUGGAGAGAUGACAAAGCUUUCUAUAUCUGUUCCGGAAGCUAACACUAUAAAGGUUAAAGGUCACCCAGAAUGUCAUCUGAAACCUAACGACGAAGGUUAUUGGGAAGGUUAUCUCAAGACCGGACCACCAAGAAGCACCGUAGAUCUCAUGGCCAGCGAGUCCCCGCACGGCCAGCCAUUUAAACUACUGUCAUACCAGGUUGUUUCAAAAGAAGAACUUCUGCAAAUCGAAGUUGAACAAGAGCAACUAUUUCAGAGGGCAUUAGACGAGCUUCAGACUCUUGAGGAAGAAAAGUAUGCCCGGCUGCUCGUCAGAUUGAAACAGGCAGCUAAUGACAGGAACCGUCAGAAGAUACAGAAGCUGUUGUACCGCGUCAAAGAGAUAAAACCAGACAAAGUGGACGUGGAGAUUGUCAGAGCGGAACGGGUGUUGCGGGAACUGGUCGAACAAGAAGAAAAAGACAUUGCCAGGAAGGAGCUCAGAAAAGCGACGAGGAUGUCCGAUAUACCCAGCCUGGAGGGAGCUCUCCUUAAGGUAAAGCGAUUGAAACUUCCGGAGGAGGAUGGGGACAUCUCUGCAGCAGAGGAAGUACUGCAAACUCUCAGAGACAAACGAGAUGCCGCGCUAGGGAAGACGCGUGACAAGUCACAACAAACAACUGAUUCACCUGCUCCAUAUUUCUAUGGCAAUCACAGUGGUGUGCACAUUUAUGUCAUGCCCGAUGGUCGCGUUCAGCACUCAGAGAUGGCCCCAGAUGUCAGCAGUCUGCAUUCCAGUCGCUUGACGAGAGAUGCUGAUGUGCAAACUUUGGACAAUUCUGCCGAUGAAGAGAUCAAGGAGGACUUCACGUACUUAGCUAUGGAUUCCUCAACACCACGAAAAACGGGUAAAACGGACACAUCAAAAGUACCAGAACUGUUACGCCAACAUCUAAAGAAACGUCACUUAAUGGAGGACGAAAUCGACGCAGAGGAGAUCGAGCCGUCUGCUUUAGGAGCUUUGUCUAUGAUUGACCAAGAAGAAAAUGGAGACCGAUCGUACACAAGUCGUGGUACUGGGGGGUCUCGAACAUGGAAAUCUCGAGCAAUGGACGUUUUCAAGAAAUACUGGCAUGUAAUGAAGGAAAAAUCCGAACUCACUCGUCAAACUCUCAACGACGACAUUGAAAACGAGGUUCAAAGACUGAAGCAUAUAAACCAGAUGUGUAGGAAGAUGUCACGAGCUGCCCGGCGGAUUGGACUGAGCUACAACAGUCUGAUAGACAGCGAGCAGAUGUUCCACGACAUUCUGAACGAACCAAACGACCAGAAUGACAGUCUGACAGAGGACUUCUGUAACACGUCUGCUCUACAGCAGGACGUCAUAACAGUCGAAGAAGGACUCAAAUCUGCAUUUGAUGAGUUCGCCAAGAGCAUGGACAAUCUCUGCGCAGAACUUGUCACCAAGGCAGAACACACGGCCAGGGAACUUGAAAAAACAAGGUUGGAGAUGGCGACAGAGGACUUGAUGGGCUACAGCUCCAAGAGUUCCCUGAGAAGCGACUCCGGCGUGGGUGGGUCCAGCGACAGAGACCAUCCCGACUUCGUCAAGACGUCGUUCUACGCCGCUAAAAACACCAUACUGGAGGAGCUACGGUCAACAAAUGCGACGACGGAAGAGGAUAUCAGACGACAACUUUCCGCCCUGCAGAAGCAAAUGGCCGACUAUCACCAUGGAAACACGUCAUCCCAUGGCGGGAAUAUCUCCGGAAAUCAUUCUGGAUUGUUCUCCAAUUCAUGGAAAUAUUAAAUCAACAAAAUUAAAUUCCACCCAUCAAUAGGUUUUACUGAGGAACUUUCGAUCAAUCUCAACUAUAAUUCACCAAAAAUAAAUUCUUAUUCUCAAUAAGACGUUUUUGCUGAUGAAACAUUCGAUCAGUUUGUAAUUCUGAAUUUUAUACAAUUUUUCACAAGCCGUCCCAAUAUUUAUCUCUAUUUUUGUUGAUGUUUUCGUUUCUUUACAACCCUGUGAUAUUAUACAAUCUGUGAUCUAUUUACUGUGAUGCUUUAGCUUUUAUUUUGAUAAGUUUGUUGUAGAUACGUAGAAAAGUGUGGCUUGGAAAACUGCCGUGUGAUCAUAGAUGUGUUGUUAUAUUCUGUAGCGCUUAGUGCACUUCGUUGAAAGCGGGGGUAUAUAUACUAUAACUUCUUUUACAUCUUUAUACCCCUGAUUAUCUGCAGCUGGUCAAAUAUUUAUAGAUUUGAUAUGUUAUCAUCCACUUUAAUUAUUUUUGAUGGUACUUUUGUGCUAGACUUAUUUUUAUAUUUAAUUUUCAUUUUGUCACAUUGUACGUUUGUUAGAAUCACAACAGUUUUUAGCGGAAGGAUUUCAUGGAGGAUAUACAGUAUUUCUGAUUUUAUACGGAUUUAAAUUUGUUGUAACAGUAGUUUAGAAUUGUUUGUAGAGAAAUUCAGACGCGAGUGUCAACGUAAGCAAUGUCAUGGCUGUCCUUGUUAUGAUGUUAUUGUCACCUCAUUUAUGUUGAUUUUUAAAAACUGUUUUGUUAUUGGAGAUUUAUCAUUGUUAAUUGUUGUUUACUUUCAUGAUAGAUUUUUACAGAUUCAAAUAAAAAAAGGAUAUACUGCUUUAUGCACACAA